AUGGGCUUCACUCUGCAUUCUGUCUACUUCACCUUGAAGGUGAGUUUGCUGCUGGGCUCCUUGCUGGGUCUCUGUUUGGGUUUGGAGUUCAUGGGCAUCCCCAACCAGUGGGCCCGCUACCUCCGCUGGGAUGCCAGCACAAGGAGCGAACUCAGCUUCCAGUUCAAGACCAAUGUCUCUGCUGGGCUGCUUCUCUAUUUUGAUGACGGUGGUGUCUGUGACUUCCUCUGUGUGUCCCUGGUUGAUGGGCGCAUCCAGCUGCAGUUCAGUGUGGACUGUGCGGAGACGACAGUCACCACAGACAAGCAGGUGAAUGACAGCAGCUGGCACUUCCUGAUGGUCAGCCGCAAUCACCUUCGGACUGUGCUCGUGCUGGACGGUGAGGCCAAGCCGGGCGAGGUGCGUCCGCAGCGCCAGUAUAUGAAUAUCGUCAGUGACCUUUUCAUUGGUGGCGUCCCGCUGGACAUUCGUCCUGCUGCCUUGACUCUUGAUGGUGUUCUGAGUGAGCCUCCGUUUCAAGGAUUUAUCCUGGAUCUUAAAUAUGGCAAUUCUGAGCCGCAGCUCCUGGGCAGUCAAGGGGUUCGACUGGAAAUGGAAGGACUUUGCUCAGAAAACCCCUGUGAAAAUGGUGGCACUUGCUUCCUUCUGGAUGGCGAGCCACACUGUGACUGCUCAGCCACUGGAUAUGCUGGCAAGCUGUGUUCUGAAGAUGUCAAUCAUAUUCCAGGCCUCUCACACCUGAUGAUGGGUGAACAAGGUAGAAGUAAAGCGCGAGAUGAGAACAUGGCCACGUUCCGUGGCUCCGAAUACCUUUGCUAUGACCUGUCGCAAAACCCCAUCCAGAGCAGCAGCGAUGAGAUCACGCUCUCCUUCAAGACAUGGCAACGCAACGGGCUCAUUCUGCACACGGGCAAGUCAGCUGACUACGUCAACCUGGCCCUGAAAGACGGUGCGGUCUCCUUGGUCAUCAACCUGGGGUCUGGGGCCUUUGAGGCCAUUGUGGAGCCGGUCAAUGGCAAGUUCAAUGACAACGCGUGGCACGACGUUAAGGUGACACGCAACCUGCGGCAGCACUCAGGCAUUGGACACGCUAUGGUAAACAAACUACAUUGUCUGGUGACAAUCUCUGUGGAUGGCAUCCUUACCACCACGGGCUACACACAAGAGGAUUACACCAUGCUGGGCUCAGAUGACUUCUUUUACGUGGGAGGGAGCCCCAGUACUGCUGAUUUACCUGGGUCUCCAGUAAGCAAUAACUUCAUGGGCUGCCUCAAAGAGGUUGUUUAUAAGAAUAACGACAUUCGUCUGGAGCUGUCUCGCUUGGCACGGAUUGGUGAUACUAAGAUGAAGAUCUAUGGUGAAGUGAAAUUCAUAUGUGAAAAUGUGGCUACACUGGAUCCCAUCAGCUUCGAGACACCUGAGGCCUAUAUUAGUCUGCCUAAAUGGAAUACCAAGAGGAUGGGCUCCAUCUCAUUUGAUUUUCGAACCACUGAACCCAAUGGACUGAUCCUUUUCACCCACGGCAAACCUCAGGAGAGGAAAGAUACCAGAAGCCAGAAAAAUACAAAGGUAGACUUCUUUGCGGUUGAGCUUCUAGAUGGAAACCUCUACUUGCUGCUGGACAUGGGGUCUGGGACCAUUAAAGUCAAGGCCACCCAGAAGAAAGCCAAUGAUGGAGAGUGGUAUCAUGUGGAUAUUCAACGAGAUGGAAGAUCGGGUACUAUAUCAGUGAACAGCCGACGCACCCCGUUCACCGCUAGCGGGGAGAGUGAGAUCCUGGAUCUGGAAGGUGACAUGUACCUGGGUGGGCUGCCAGAGAACCGGGCAGGGCUCAUCCUUCCCACAGAGCUCUGGACAGCAAUGCUGAACUAUGGCUAUGUCGGCUGUAUCCGAGACUUGUUCAUCGACGGACGGAGCAAGAACAUCCGGCAGCUGGCAGAAGCGCAGAAUGCCGCCGGAGUCAAGUCCUCCUGCUCCCGCCUCAGCACCAAGCAGUGUGACAGCUACCCCUGUAAGAACAAUGCAGUCUGCAAGGAUGGCUGGAACCGCUUCAUUUGUGACUGCACUGGCACCGGCUACUGGGGUAGAACAUGUGAGCGAGAGGCCUCUAUCUUGAGCUAUGAUGGCAGCAUGUACAUGAAGGUCAUCAUGCCCAUGGUUAUGCACACAGAAGCAGAAGAUGUGUCCUUCCGUUUCAUGUCCCAGCGUGCUUACGGGCUGUUGAUGGCAACCACCUCCCGAGACUCUGCUGACACCCUGCGCCUGGAGCUGGAUGGAGGCCGCGUCAAACUUAUGGUCAAUUUAGACUGUAUCAGGAUAAACUGUAACGCCAGCAAAGGACCUGAAACUCUUUAUGCUGGGCAGAAACUCAAUGACAACGAGUGGCACACUGUCCGGGUGGUGCGGCGAGGAAAGAGCCUCAAGCUGAUCGUGGAUGAUGAUGUUGCUGAGGGCACAAUGGUUGGUGAUCAUACCCGCUUGGAGUUCCACAACAUCGAGACAGGGAUCAUGACGGAGAAGCGGUACAUCUCCGUCAUCCCCUCCAGCUUCAUUGGCCAUCUGCAGAGCCUCAUGUUCAACGGGAUGCUCUACAUUGACCUGUGCAAGAACGGGGACAUUGAUUACUGCGAGCUGAAGGCACGCUUUGGGCUCCGCAACAUUAUAGCUGACCCUGUGACAUUCAAGACUAAGAGCAGCUACUUGAGCUUGGCCACCUUGCAGGCUUAUACAUCCAUGCACCUCUUCUUUCAGUUCAAGACCACCUCAGCUGAUGGUUUCAUCCUCUUUAACAGUGGUGAUGGCAAUGACUUUAUUGCAGUUGAACUAGUCAAGGGGUAUAUACACUAUGUGUUUGACCUUGGAAAUGGACCUAAUGUUAUCAAAGGCAACAGUGAUCGUCCUCUGAAUGACAACCAAUGGCACAAUGUUGUCAUUACCAGAGAUAACAGUAACACACACAGCUUAAAAGUGGACACGAAGGUGGUCACUCAGGUUAUCAACGGUGCCAAAAAUCUGGAUCUUAAAGGUGAUCUCUACAUUGCUGGCCUAGCUCAAGGCAUGUAUAGCAACCUCCCGAAGCUUGUGGCCUCGCGUGAUGGAUUUCAGGGCUGUCUCGCAUCUGUAGACCUGAAUGGGCGUCUGCCUGACCUUAUCAAUGAUGCUCUGCACCGCAGUGGGCAGAUUGAGCGUGGAUGUGAAGGACCAAGCACUACCUGCCAGGAAGAUUCCUGUGCGAAUCAGGGCAUCUGUAAUCAGCAAUGGGAAGGCUUCACCUGUGAUUGCUCCAUGACUUCAUAUUCUGGGAGCCAGUGUAAUGAUCCUGGUGCCACAUAUAUCUUUGGGAAGAGUGGAGGUCUCAUCCUUUACACCUGGCCAGCUAAUGACAGACCAAGCACAAGGACAGACCGUCUUGCUGUGGGUUUCAGCACAACGGUGAAGGAUGGCAUCCUCGUCCGGAUUGACAGUGCCCCUGGGCUUGGUGAUUUUCUGCAGCUGCACAUAGAGCAAGGCAAGAUUGGUGUAGUCUUCAAUAUUGGCACAGUGGACAUCUCUAUUAAAGAGGAAAGCACGCCUGUAAAUGAUGGCAAAUACCAUGUAGUACGCUUUACCAGGAAUGGUGGCAAUGCAACACUGCAGGUUGACAGCUGGCCAGUGAAUGAACACUACCCCACAGGCAACACAGAUAGUGAACGGUUCCAAAUGGUAAAACAGAAAAUCCCCUUCAAAUAUAACCGACCUGUAGAGGAGUGGCUGCAGGAAAAAGGACGACAGUUAACGAUCUUCAACACCCAGGCGCAAAUAGCCAUAGGAGGGAAGGACAGAGGCCGUCUCUUCCAAGGCCAGCUCUCCGGGCUCUAUUACAAUGGCCUGAAAGUGCUGAACAUGGCAGCAGAGAACAACCCCAACAUAAAAAUCAAUGGAAGCGUCCGACUUGUUGGGGAAGUCCCUUCCAUCUUGGGAACAACACCCACAACAUCGGUGCCACCGGAAAUGUCGACUACAGUCAUGGAAACCACAACCACAAUGGCGACCACUACCACCCGAAAAAAUCGUUCACCGCCCAGCAUCCAGACAACAGAUGAUAUCGUUUCAUCUGCUGAAUGUUCCAGUGAUGAUGAAGAUUUCAUUGACUGUGAGCCCAGUACAGGUAAGUCAGGAGGUGAAUUAGUUAUCCCUCUACUUGUAGAAGACCCUUUAGAUAUCCCUCCUAUUGCUACUCGUGCACCUUUCAUUACACUUCCCCCUACCUUUCGCCCCCUCCUCACCAUUAUUGAGACCACCAAAGAUUCCCUGUCCAUGACCUCUGAGGCGGGGUUACCUUGCUUGUCGGACCAAGGCAGCGAUGGUUGUGAUGAUGAUGGCUUGGUGAUAUCUGGGUAUGGCUCAGGGGAAACCUUUGACUCUAACCUACCCCCUACUGAUGAUGAAGAUUUUUACACCACCUUCUCCUUGGUAACAGAUAAGAGUCUUUCCACUUCAAUCUUCGAAGGUGGCUACAAAGCACACGCACCCAAGUGGGAAUCCAAGGACUUUAGACCUAACAAAGUCUCCGAAACUGGUAGGACUACUACCACGUCUUUGUCCCCUGAGCUGAUCCGCUCCACAGCUUCGUCCUCGACUGUGAUGAUUCCCAAAUUGCCAGCUGGCAAAAUGAAUAACCGUGAGCUCAAACCCCAGCCUGACAUAGUCUUGCUUCCGUUGCCCACUGCCUAUGAGCUAGACAGCACAAAGCUGAAGAGCCCGCUAAUCACUUCCCCCAUGUUCCGUAAUGUGCCCACAGCAAACCCCACGGAGCCGGGAAUCAGACGGGUUCCGGGGGCCUCAGAGGUGGUCCGUGAGUCGAGCAGCACAACGGGGAUGGUCGUCGGCAUUGUGGCUGCUGCCGCCCUCUGCAUCCUCAUCCUCCUGUACGCCAUGUACAAGUACAGGAACAGGGACGAGGGGUCCUAUCAGGUGGACGAGACGCGGAACUACAUCAGCAACUCAGCCCAGAGCAACGGCACGCUCGUGAAAGAGAAGCAGCAGAGCUCAAAGAGCGGCCACAAGAAGCAGAAAAACAAGGACAAAGAGUAUUAUGUGUAAAAAAAGAAUAAUUAUUUAUAUAUAAAUAUAGAAAUACUUAAUGAGAUUUAACUGAGAUAUCAGAACCAUUGCAGCGAACGAGAUGAUUGGGAGAUAUCGUUUGUGGGAAAAAGUAUUGGGAAAAAAUUUCAGCAGUGACUGUUAAUGUCUAAGUCAUCACUUGGAGUCAGCAAACUUUACCCUAAUGUAUUAUAAAGCACACUUAGCGUUCUGGAGAUGGCGCACACAGCUCUGCUCUGUUAGUGAACUUGGACAUCUCCAAAUCUCCUCCUCCGCUGAACUUUCUGCAAAGGUAGAAGACUUCAUGGCUUACUUGUUUCAUAUCUCCAAGUGAGUCUUUAACAAUGUUCGUGAUCCCUGACUGUACCAAUAAUUUUUCAGUUUA
Onychostruthus taczanowskii (white-rumped snowfinch) is the source of this 5467-nucleotide messenger RNA. It is a transcript of the gene NRXN3, whose product is annotated as neurexin 3. Lineage: Eukaryota; Metazoa; Chordata; Aves; Passeriformes; Passeridae. The coding region runs from base 1 to 5082 and encodes 1693 amino acids. The transcript is spliced from 22 exons. The record is from RefSeq and is a predicted model, not a curated record.